Alternaria burnsii is the source of this 1563-nucleotide messenger RNA. RefSeq lists its product as uncharacterized. Gene Ontology annotation, molecular function: iron ion binding; L-ascorbic acid binding; procollagen-proline 4-dioxygenase activity. Bases 1 to 1563 code for a protein of 520 amino acids. The transcript has 7 exons. Gene Ontology annotation, cellular component: endoplasmic reticulum. Gene Ontology annotation, biological process: peptidyl-proline hydroxylation to 4-hydroxy-L-proline. The record is from RefSeq and is a predicted model, not a curated record. NCBI's taxonomy places the organism in Eukaryota, Fungi, Ascomycota, Dothideomycetes, Pleosporales, Pleosporaceae.
AUGUCUGACAACGACAACGCCGCCGCCAAUGGCUCUUCUCCCCAGUUCACCGAGCGCGAGCUACAGCUCCUCGGCUGGGCUAUGCAGUCCCUCAAGUCUGGUCCUCCAGAGAUUGACUACGAGAAGCUCGCUGGCUAUGCUGGUAUGAGCAACCCGCGCUCUGCUAGCAAUGCCUGGGCCAAGAUCAAGCUCAAGUUGUUGGCCCCCUCUGCCGAUGACACCGCCCCAGUCACUCCAAAGAAGAACCCUCGCAAGAAGGCUACUGCCACCAAGCAGAACGAUGACGGCGAAGAGGGUGCGGACGCUGCGACUCCUAAGAAGACCCCCCGCAAGCGCGCCUCUAAGAAGCAGGAUGUUGACGGCGAGUCUUCACCCAAGAAGAAGGCUACCCGUGGCAAGAAGAACUUGAGUGCCGAUACUGUUAAGGAGGAGUCUGACGAGGACCUCAACCCUGACGUCCGACGCAGCUCAUCUACGCAUAGUAUCUCAUUCCACAACCACAAUAUGGCGCGACGCAAUCGAGAAGCGAAGAGACUCAUAGAUAACGCAAUGCCGUCGUUGAUGGAAAACAAGUCAAGACUUGGUGGCAAUUAUACCACAAAUGCUUUAAUCUUGUUCUCCACCCCUCUUUUAGCUGUUUUCGCUUUGUACUUGGGUUUUCAGCAGCCACUCCUUCCUGUACUACGUUCAUACUUGCCCAGGCGACUCGAUGUGUAUCUUCCUGCUAGGUUGUGGGAGGCUACGGCAGCAGUCAACUCAGACGGAACUUUAGGCCCAGGGGAUUUACUGAAAGCGUGCGAAAGCCACCAAUACACGACCGAGAUCAUAUCUCUCGAUCCUCUCCUGAUAUACAUCAACAACUUCACGUCUGCGCAGGAAGCAGAAGAGCUCAUCCAACUUGGCUCCCCCGAAUUCGCCGAAUCCUUCAUCAGCCGUUCACGAGGCAGUACCCAACGCGUCACAGGUCGCACCUCUCAGUCUGCGCCCCUCUCUAUGGACGAUCCGCUAGUAUUGUGUCUUCUGAGCCGCGCACGAAAGUUCAUGGGCUCUAUGCUCCUUCCCUCGGAACCCUUCAGUAUUCCGCAACUCGUACGCUACUUCCCUAGCCAAAAGUACGACCUACAUACAGACUUCUGGCCCGAACACCAGAUCACUAGUCUCGAAGAUGGCAAGCAGGUAUACUUCAAUCGCAUCGCUUCAUUUUUCGUUUUCCUACGCGACAAUUGCACAGAGGGUUAUACGUACUUUCCUCUUGUCGAACCUUCGUUGCCCAACAUCCUGCAUGGUACAUACGAUGACAAGAUAGCGCAAGGUGAGAUGAAUGGAGAAGCCAAGGGCAUCAGAUUCAAACCGAUGCGGGGGAACGCGGUGUUUUGGGUUAAUCUGGAUAAAGACGGAAAGGGCGAUCGGAGGGUAGUGCAUGCCGGACUUCCGGUGAAUGGAGGAGAGAAGAUUGGGCUGAACAUAUGGCCAAGGAAAUACUUCGGAUAUGUGGAUGGCGGGGAUGAGGACAGGGAAGGGAUGGCGAUAAGGAACGGGUGGAGUGGGAGAUGGAAAGACUGA